Chelmon rostratus (copperband butterflyfish) is the source of this 7612-nucleotide messenger RNA. RefSeq names its product afadin-like. NCBI's taxonomy places the organism in Eukaryota, Metazoa, Chordata, Actinopteri, Chaetodontiformes, Chaetodontidae. Gene Ontology annotation, biological process: signal transduction; regulation of protein localization. Gene Ontology annotation, cellular component: adherens junction. The record is from RefSeq and is a predicted model, not a curated record. Gene Ontology annotation, molecular function: cell adhesion molecule binding.
ACCGAUCAGACAGCAGGUCGGUCGGUGAGCGGAGAGACGGACCACACCGUAGUACCGGCGAUAAAACAGCAGACGUGAACCCUUGUUGUCUUCUCCUGUGGACUAACGUUACGGGAAGUUUUAUUUAACAGUACAGACGGACGGAGAGGGUCAGAAAGGCUGUCCACCAUGUCGGGGAGCAGGGAGGAGGAGAGGAGGAAACUGGCCGACAUCAUUAACCACUGGAACGCCAACCGGCUCGACCUGUUCGAGAUCAGCCGGCCCACAGAGGACUUGGAGUUCCAUGGCGUGAUGCGGUUCUACUUCCAGGACCGGGUUGCUGGUAACUUUGCCACCAAGUGCAUCAGAGUGUCCAGUACGGCGACAACGCAGGACGUCAUCGAGACGUUAGCUGAGAAGUUCAGACCAGACAUGAGGAUGCUUUCCUCGCCAAAAUACUCUCUGUAUGAGGUCCACGUCAGUGGCGAAGAGCGUCAGCUGGACCUGGACGAGAAGCCCCUCGUCGUUCAGCUGAACUGGAACAAAGACGACAGAGAGGGACGCUUCGUCCUGAAGAACGAGAACGACAUCCUUCCCAAGAAGAGUCAGAGUAACGGGCCAGAGAAGGAGAAGGAUGGAGUGAUCCAGAACUUCAAGAGGACUCUGUCCAAGAAGGAGAAGAAGAAGGAAAAGAAGAGGGAGAAGGAGUUCGCCCGGAUCCCUGAUGGAGACGAGCAGGCGCUCAGCCGGGAGGACGGGGAAAACAGUCGUCUGGCUGCAGAGGUUUACAAGGACAUGCCGGAGACCAGCUUCACCAGGACAAUCUCCAACCCGGAGGUGGUGAUGAAGAGGAGACGCCAGCAGAAACUGGAGAAACGCAUGCAGGAGUUCAUGAGCAGUGAUGGGAGGCCCGACUCAGGAGGCACUUUGCGGAUAUACGCUGACAGUCUGAAGCCCAACAUCCCGUAUAAGACCAUCCUGCUCUCCACCAGAGACACGGCUGACUUUGCUGUGGUGGAGGCGCUGGAGAAGUACGGGCUGGAGAAGGAGAACCCCAGAGAGUACUGCAUCGCUCGGCAAGAUGAUAAGUCUGGAAAGGAGGCGAUUCUGGACGAUAGUGAGUGUCCACUGCAGAUCUUCAGGGACUGGCCCGCUGACAGAGGAGCGCUAGUGUUCCAGCUGAAGAAGAGACCCCCCGACUACCAGGGGAGGAAGGGAAGGAAAGUGGAUGACAAGGGCCUGCGAGGGAAGGACGGCAGCAGCUCCCUGCCGCCUGAGAAACUGCCUUACCUGGUGGAGCUGAGUCCAGACGGGUCCGACUCCCGGGACAAACCAAAGCUGUACCGGCUUCAGCACAGCAUCACUGAGGUUGGCUCAGACUGCACAGAGGACGGAGCCAUCCAGCUGCUCGGUCCGGGGAUCCUGCCCCACCACUGCAACCUCAUGCACAGUGAAGGCAUGGUGACCGUGACGCCGCACGGCCCCGACGCCGACACCUUUGUGGACGGGCAGCGGGUUACAGAGACAACGGUGCUGCGUUCGGGCUCCACCCUCCAGUUCGGUUCUGCACACGUCUUUAAGUUUGUGGACCCGAUGUUCGACCAGGGAGGGAAGAGAGAACCAGCCGCCAUGAUGAGGAGCCGACACAAGUCUGGCAGUGUACCCGAAACCACCUUCGACCUUCACGGAGACAUCCACAGUGGAGCUGCUCUGCCUACCAGCAAGAGCUCAGGGAAGCUGGAGAUGGAGAGAGGGAUGGUCAAACCCAUGAUCAGAGGAGAGCAGCAGGACAGCAGGUCUCAGGACAUUUCAGCGGACAGAGCAGAAUUGACUCUGCCAGCCGGCAUCGAGUUCAGAGACAACUCUGAAGACACCUUCCUGUCAGCCAUCAUCAACUACACCAACAGCUCCACGGUCCACUUCAAACUGUCCCCCACUUACGUCCUGUACAUGGCCUGCCGCUAUGUCCUGUCGCCUUCUUACCGGCCGGACAUGUCGCCGUCUGAGCGGACGCACAAGGUCAUCGCCAUCGUCAACAAGAUGGUGAGCAUGAUGGAGGGAGUCAUCCAGGAGAUUCCUGAAGGGGAUCAGAAGCAAAAGAACAUUGCGGGAGCUCUGGCUUUCUGGAUGGCCAACGCCUCAGAGCUGCUCAACUUCAUCAAGCAGGACCGAGACCUGAAUCGCAUCUCGCUGGACGCCCAGGACAUCCUCGCCCAUCUGGUUCAGAUGGCUUUCAAGUACCUGGUCCACUGCCUCCAGGCGGAUCUGAACAACUACAUGCCUGCCUUCCUGGACGACCCCGAGGAACACAAUCCACAGAGACCCAAGAUUGAGGACGUCCUGCACACCCUGACGGGGGCGAUGUCGUUACUGCGGCGGUGUCGGGUCAACGCCGCUCUGACCAUCCAGCUCUUCUCGCAGCUCUUUCACUUCAUCAACAUGUGGCUCUUCAACAAGCUGGUGACGGACACGGAGUCGGGCCUGUGCUGUCACUACUGGGGGGCCAUCCUCCGGCAGCAGCUCAGCCACAUCGAGGCCUGGGCGGAGAAACAGGGUCUGGAGCUCGCCGCCGACUGCCACCUCAGUCGAAUUGUGCAGGCCACCACCCUGCUGACCAUGGACAAAUACUCCAUGCAGGAUGUGCAGAACAUCCACAACACCUGCUUUAAGCUCAACUCCCUGCAGCUCCACGCCCUCAUGACCAACUACCAUUGUGCUCCGGACGAGCCUUACAUCCCGCCUGAGCUGAUAGACCACGUGGUGGCAGUGGCAGAAAACACAGCAGAUGAGCUGGCGAGGAGUGAUGGGAGAGAGGUUCAGCUGGAGGAGGAUCCAGACCUCCAGCUGCCCUUCCUCCUUCCUGAGGACGGCUACUCCUGCGACGUGGUGCGCAGCCUUCCCAACGGCCUGCAGGACUUCCUGGAGCCGCUGCUGCAGAGAGGUUUCUGUAGGUUAAUACCUCACCCCCGCUCGCCGGGUACGUGGACCGUCCACUUUGAAGGAGCCGACUGUGACAGCCACUUCUCUGCUGCGGACAGUUCUGAGAUGCCAAUGAGGAAAGAGCCGGAGGUUGUCACGGUAACCCUGAAGAAGCACAACGGCAUGGGCCUCAGCAUCGUGGCUGCCAAGGGUGCUGGGCAGGAGAAGCUGGGCAUCUACAUCAAGUCCGUUGUCAAAGGAGGAGCAGCUGACGUGGACGGUCGACUGGCUGCAGGUGACCAGCUGUUGAGUGUGGACGGCCGCAGUCUGGUGGGCCUAUCACAAGAGAGGGCAGCAGAGCUGAUGACGAGGACGGGCUCAGUUGUGACUCUGGAGGUCGCCAAGCAAGGCGCCAUUUACCACGGCCUGGCUACCCUCCUCAACCAGCCCAGCCCCAUGAUGGCCAGAGCGUCAGACCGAGGCCGUGACAAGAACGGGAAGCUGCGACCAAAGAGCGAAGGCUUUGAGUUGUACAACAGCUCGGUGCAGAACGGCUCUCCGGAGAGCCCGCAGGCCGGCUGGGACUCUUACCCCGAACCAAAGAAGAUGAGCGGCGAAGAUCGACUGCUCAAGAACCGAGCCGACCACCGCUCCAGCCCCAACGUCGCCAAUCAGGGCCAGAGUCCUGCAGGCAAAGCGGUGUACCCCGGAGGACCCGGCACCAAGAUCACCUCCGUCUCCACCGGCAACCUGUGUGCGGACGACGAGCCCUCCCCUCCCCGUCCAGAGGCCUACCCCAUCCCCACCCAGACCUACCCCAGGGAGUACUUCACCAUCCCGGCCUCCAAGAGCCAGGAUCGGGUUGUAGGUCCCGGGCAGGGGCCCUCGCAGCACUGGCAGGGCAUGGAGGACAGAGAGCGCCUCCCUGUGGUCGACAACAUCCACAACAGCAUGCAGCGGGUUAACCACUCCCAGGAGGAGUUAUACCCCCCGCCGGGAGGUCUGAGGCCAGAGGAGCGCAUGCAGCAACACUACCAGCAAGACUACCAGCACCGGGACCUGGACUACCAGCACAGAGAUCUGGACUACCAGAGAGGUCCACCAGGAGGUCCCGACCACUGGGCCCCACAGCCGCAGGUGUCCUCCUCGUUGGAGUCGUCCACGUCCAGCCAGGAGCACCUCAACUUCUCCGCCUCCUCCUCCUCCUCCAACAAGACCCAGAACCAGAAGACGGGGCCGGGUCGAUGGAAGACGCCCAACGCCCCUCACCCCGUGCCGCCGCAUUCGGCCCAGCCGCCGUCCCGCUCCGACCUGCCCCCUCCUCCGCCCCCGCCACCAGCCCCUUACCCCGACGCCUACGACCCGUACGACCCCCAGCCCGACCUUCCGCUCCCGCCGCCUCCAGCCGCCGUCACUCCCGUCACGGCCCAGCAGGCUGCUGACCGCAAGAAGCGCGAGGAGCAGCAGCGCUGGUAUGAGAAGGAGAAAGCUCGGCUGGAAGAAGAGAGGGAGAGGAAGAGGAGAGAGCAGGAGAGGAAGCUGGGUCAGAUCCGGGCCAACCCCGUCAUGCCCGUCCAACCUCACAACAACGGAGGAUCCAUGCCUCCUCCCCACCACCAGCCCCCUCUGCCCUCUGUGGCCCCGCCUCAGCCCUACCUCCCCCCACAGCCCCAGCCCCAGCCUCCCCCAUCCAGACCAGAGAAGCUGGCCAGCCUGCCUCGCUCAGCUGUUCCUCCCCCCGCCAGUGGCUCCAACCCCGCCGGCAUGGACACGGUGAUCAGGGAGCUGCUGCCGCAGCAGCAGCCGCGGACCAUCGAGAGGCGGGACCUGCAGUACAUCACCAUCAGUAAGGAGGAGCUAACGUCCAGUGACAGUCUGUCUCCAGACCCGUGGAAACGGGACGCCCGCGAGAAGGCCGAGAAACAGCAGCAGCUCCACAUCGUCGACCUGCUGGACAAGGAGAUCCAGGAGCUCCAGGCGAAGCCGGAGCGAACGGCGGAGGAAAGCGACCGCCUCAGGAAGCUGAUGCUGGAGUGGCAGUUCCAGAAACGACUGCAGGAGUCCAAGCAGAGCGACGAAGACGAGGAGGAGGAGGACGAUGAGGACGUGGACACCAUGAUGAUCAUGCAGAGGCUGGAGGCCGAGAAGAGAGCCAGGUUGCAGGACGAGGAGCGGCGGCGUAAGCAGCAGCUGGAGGAGAUUCGCAAGCGGGAGGCGGAGGAGCGAGCAAAGCAGGAGGAGGAGAGGAGGUGGAGAGAGGAGGAGAGAGCCAAACGCGAGGCCGAGGAGAAGAGGAGACAGGAGGAGGAGUACUACACUCGCCUGGAGGCGGAGCGGCGCCGGCAGCACGAGGAGGCCGAGAGAAAGCUGCUGACGCCUGACGAGCCGGCCGGUCUGUAUCGGCCCCCGCUGCCCCGGGACUACCAACCCCCCGCCCCCCACAACCCUACUAACACCCCCCCGCCCCCCCCACAGAGAAACACCUCCUACCUCAAAACCCAGGUCACCUCCCCCGACACGCUCUACACCGCCAAGUUCGUCUCCUACGCGGGCGACGAGGAAGAAGACGAGGAAGCAGGAAGUGGCGGCGGCAGCCAAUCAGGUCAGGUGAAGCUGUCGGCGACCCGGAAGUCGUACGGCGACCUCCCGGCCUCCGCCUCACCCAAUCACAGCAGGCCUCAGCCGCCGCCCACUGCGCGCAAGCCCCGCCCCCUUUCUGACGGCAUCUUCCUGUCUGGCUCGUUCCAGCCGCCAUUCAACAACUCCAACAGUACAGGCCCCCCCCUUCCUGCCAAACCCAGCUCCAUCCCCCCGGGAGGCUUUAAAGGAUUUAACUCGUACACUGGAAACUCAGCAGGAGUUGUAGGAUCAGGAGAAGUCUACAAGGACCCGCGAGACAAAUGGACGAAGAGUCAGGAGCAGGAGAACUCGAUCCCCAGCGGCGCUCCGGAGAGUUUGACCUUUAAGGAGCGCCAGCGUCUCUUCUCUCAGGGGAAGGAGGUUUCCAACAAGGUCAAAGCUUCACGCAAACUGAUGGAGCUGGAGAACGAGCUCAACACCAAGCAGUAGACCCGAGCCUUCGCCUCCCGGCGCCACCUAACGUUCAGGUGCUCCUGGAAAAAAAAAAAAAACGGGUGGAGAGAGCCGGCGCUCGCUUCCCCCCCCACUGACCGUCUCCUCCUGUUUGUGUUGUUUUCUUUUUUAUUUUAAUCAUUGAAUAACUGGACCGUUCACUUCUUCGCCGUAGCUAUAUCGUUGCAAUAGGAGAGACAUUUAUGGCUUAAACCUUCUUCCCCUCGUUAAGGUCUGUCAAAGAUAUAUAAUGAUAAAGCACUGUAAAAACCUUCUAAUUGUAUCUAGUGAGCAUUUGAGAAUCACACGACAAAGGGGGAUAUAUUUUUGUUUAUAAAAUGGUUCUUGGGGCGAGGGAUGGAGAAAGCUUUGUUCUCAUUUUAAUUUUUUUUUUUUUUUAAAUAGCUCACUGAAAUAUGAACAAUUUAAUGGCGUUAUUUUAUGCUCUUUUUCUGCAUCAUGUUGUUUUCACUCUUUUAAUUCCUUCUUGCCAGCAGAAAUGCCCACGGUUGAGCUCCAGACCAAUCUUCCUUUUUAUUUUCUUGUUUUUUAAAAUUAAAUUCUCAGUGAGUGGAAACACUGUUUUUUCAUUCCGUAGCAAGAAAGCAUGGGAUUUUUUUUUUGUGACGUUUUAGAUAAACUCUGAAAGAUUCUCCAGAGAAGAAUCUUUAAGUGCACAACAUUACUGUAAAUAUUUGGGUCCACAACUGUCACUCUUUUACUACUGUAGAAACCUGCCAGGCUACUAAAAACUGCAAAACUAAUGUGAUUUAACAGCAUUUUGGCGACAGAUAAUCCAACAGGAAGUUCUGCUGACGCUGGACUGUCACCCCCCCGCUGCUCCUCACUGUCAGUGGAGUACAAGUUUUAAAUGUUUCGCCCCCGUCUGAGGCAACUUUAAUUUUACUUUCUUUUAAAUCUAAUAGUCAUUUUCUGCAGAGUUGUGUGAGAUUAAUUUGAUUGAUUGUACCCUAAAUUCAAAACAACAAGGAUUCCUUUCACUCACAAUGUGAUUAAUGUUGGUUUUCACAAUAAAAAAAAAAAUAAAACUGCUCUUUAAGUCCUCGUUUGCUUUACAGAUAUUUAUUUCAAACCUUGUGGGAAAAACAAACUUGCACAAAAACUUGUUUUUAGUAUUAAACAUGUAUCUGCAGACUGCUCGGAGUAGUGGAUUACAUUUGAGACCUCUCGUGCUGUGGUAAUAACCUGUUUCUGCGUUACAGAUGGGAAAGUGUUGUGUUUGUACACCAGCUGGAGUUCAGGGAGGUCCAGGUGUGAAGUCAAGGUGGCAGAGUUGUGGUUGUACAAAUAUAAAUACACACGAUCUCCAUAAUUCACCACCGCUGAUGUAGAAAAGAAACGCACUUUGACCCCCGGUGUUUUCCAGCCGGUGUAGUUUCAGACGUGUCUCUCCUCUGCAGUUUGUUCGAGUGACUCCAUCCUGUGUGUGGAUUUAUUUUAUUUCUCUCCACUAAAGCUGAUUCUACCUAAUGAGAUCAGAUGCUGUUCUAAUAACUGAGCUGUCUCCCCCAACAACAACAACAACGACUCCUUUUUAGGUUUCAAAAUGAACUGAAUCAUUUAAAUGGUUUCAUGUUUAGCCUUUUGUAAAUCAUUAAUAAAUACAGAUUUUUCAACAGUG